AUUCCCCUGUGAAAAGCUAAAGGCAGCCCCAUGUCUAUGUAUCAUCACCAGUAUUCAUUUGGAAUGUAUUAAUCUGCUGUAUGAAUGAGUUGGGUAGUUAUCCCAUAUACAUCUCGUCCUGAUUUUUAUUUUUCUUUCUGUUCUAAUUCAGCAUAAAUAGGCAUCGCACCUAGAACCCCUUUUACCAGCCAAUUACUUGUACGUAGUGGCUCUGUGCUGGUACUCCGAUCUCUAUAGAUGACACUUUCAUGUGCUGAAGUUCUGCUAUCUCUGUAGUAACUGCAGAUAGUGACAACUGGUCACGUUAUGCAACAAAAUCCACUGCAGCCUGUUCAAAUUGUAUUGCAUAUACCAAUGUCUCCACUGAUAAAACUGAUAGUGCACCCCAGCUUAUAAAGUAUUCCAACUUUUUGGAAUUUAUAUCAUUUAAGCUUUGGCACUGGUUUACUGUAUCAGCGAGGGUCUAUCCCACUCCUUCUUUAAUCAGGUUGGUGUAAUCGGGCACCUCAUCCAGUGCUGCAUGUUUUGGUUUUUUAUUUUUUUUUUAUUUUCUUGCCACCUGUAGUUUAAGUGUUUAAUAAUAUAGGUGUACUAAUAAGUUUUAUCGUGAUACAGCAUCUAUUAGUAUUAUUAUUGUUAUUAUUGUUAUCAUUGUUUAUGAUGUAAAAUAACAAGGGAAAGGGAGUUGGGAAUCUGACAGUGCAGGUUUUACUGAUAUCCAGGCUUCAGCACAGAUGCUUAAAUGAAAAUAACUGAGGAACUAAUUAAUUUGUGCUCAAGCCUGGAUAUCACGAAAACCCGGACUGUUAGUGUGCCUUGAGGGCCGAUGUUGGGAAUGCCUGAUCUACACAGAAGAAACCUAUUUUACACAAGGUGCCAUAGAAAUGUAUGACUGCAAUUAAGCAAUCGUGUGGUGCACGAUGCGACAUUGCCUGUGAUGGGACCCAGACCUCGGCAAGUGCAUACACACUUGCUGACAUCGGCGGCAGGGGGAGGAGCGUGGUUGGCCCUCAUAAGCAAGAUCGCAUGUUCCACAUGCGAUGCCGCAUGCGACCCAAGGUAGCGCGCAUCGUACCCUAUAUUGAGCGUACACACUAUACAAUAUUGUUAGGAACUGAACGAUUAUCAACCAGAUCGUAUGCGAUAUUGCAUAGUGUGUACACACCCUAUGAGCCUGAGCAAAUACACGUAGAUGAAAAGUGCAAAUGUCCUACUUGUGAUGUAAAUGGCAUAGCACUUGCACAGAGAACUCUACCUGUGAGUGCUAACAUUCAGCCUGGUUAGAAGUGGAUGCAAUGUCAUUACUGGAUGCAGCUGAGUGUUUUUUUAUUAUUUGCCUCUGUGCAUUGCCCAAUGACGCGUUGCAAUUAAUUAGCAUUAGCGCUCACAGAGAAAAUGUAUUCACAAAGUGAGUGACAAUAUGUUGGGAGAGGGUAGAAAAACGCAGACGUGACGGGACCAUUUUCUGGGCGUUCUGUAAACAGCAAGUUCGUUCGCAGCUGGAGAGGCAUCUGCGUCUUAGGUGAGAUGCAUUGGGUUGCUCCCUGGUCCGAUGGUCCCACUUAUGUACGUAUGUGAGUGGUCAUUGCGAGAUGCUGGCAGUGGGUGUGCACAAGACGGUGACUGAGCCAUUAGUAUGUUUUGGCAGGUACCCUGCAUGCACCUUUUAAUCGGGCCCAUUGUAGAAUUUUUUUGAAACACAGAGAAGUGAACAAAAAAAAACCAAAGCAAGAUAGGCCAUUUUAUUUUAGAUACAGAUUGGUACAAUCAUCCACCAUUGUGUAUGACCUAUUCAUUAACAGUUCAUGUUGUUAAGUUUCCAAUUUUAUAUUAUUUUAUUCUCCAUUUGAAGUGUACUUCUCCCAUCAGAAGACAUAUGAUCUUAUAUCGUCUGCUGUAUCUUGAUACCCGCAUCUCUGGCUGCUGUUACCCUGCUCUGCCUUCUGCUAGUCUUCCACUGCCUGUUGCAACGCUCAUUGCUGUACGUAAUCAGCAGCUAUAGAUAGAAAGCCAAAAGCUCCUUACCGCAGAGAAACCUCUUACCAGUCACUUUCCACAAAUGGUACAGGGAAAGGGUCUUAAUGAAAAUCCCUUAGUAGUAUUUAAUGCUAAUUCAGUUGCCGGGCCCUGUGUCAGUUCCUGAGGAGGAAGAGAGUCACAAGAAGAGAGAGGUGGAAGUCAUCCAUCCCGUGACCUCUGUCCCGGCAGAGUGUUCCUCUCCUACUAGCUAAGUCCCGGAGGCAGCAGCCAUGUGUGACAUGGGAGGACUAGAUAAUCUGAUAGCCAACACUGCUUACCUGCAGGCCAGGAAAAGCAGUGAGGGAGACCUGAAAGAGUUGCAGAAGAGGCGAAAGAGCCUGUCUCUGCCUCCCACGGACGUUUGUCGCAAGGAGAUAAAAGACAGCAUUACCGUGGACUAUCAGACCAUCUGUGUGGAUCAGCCAAUUGGCCGGCAACUAUUUAAAGACUUUCUAAACACAGUGCCGGAAUACCUGCUGGCUCAAAGUUUCCUGAAUGAAGUGACUGAUUGGGAACUGGAGGAGGGCUCGGUUAAGGAGAAACUAUUACAGAGUUUGGUGAGCAAAAGGUUCAAAGAAAAGUCUGAGGAUUGCCUUCCUUUCCUGAGUGCAGAUCUUUCCAAGCAAAUCAGGCAGGCACAGGGUAGUAAUGUCCUACCACUGCUUCAGCUUGCCAAGGAGGAGACCAAUGCUUACCUCAGGAAUACCCCUUUCCAGGACUACCAGAACAGUGAGUUCUAUGACCGAUUCCUCCAGUGGAAAGCCUUUGAGAGACAACCAAUCACCCACAAAUACUUCUAUGAAUUCAGGGUGCUGGGAAAAGGAGGCUUUGGAGAGGUGUGUGCCAUCCAAGUGAAGACCACAGGUCAGAUGUAUGCUUGCAAAAAGCUGGACAAGAAACGACUUAAGAAGAAGAAUGGGGAGAAAAUGGCUUUGCUGGAGAAGGAGAUCUUGGAAAUGGUUCAUAGUCCCUUCAUAGUCUCUCUGGCCUACGCAUACGAGACUAAAACCCACCUGUGCCUAGCGAUGACCCUUAUGAAUGGAGGUGACCUCAAGUUCCAUAUCUAUAAUAUUGGAGAGAAAGGUUUGGAGAUGAGUAGGGUGAUAUUUUACUCUGCUCAGAUCUGCUGUGGGAUCUUGCACCUUCACUCUCUAAAAAUUCUCUACCGAGACAUGAAGCCUGAGAAUGUUCUGCUAGAUGACAAUGGCAACUGCCGUCUCUCUGACUUGGGACUUGCUGUUAAAGUAGUAGAAGGAAAAGCCAUCACAAGUCGGGCUGGAACUAACGGUUACAUGGCACCAGAGAUCCUGAAGGACGAGAAUUAUUCCUACCCUGUUGACUGGUUUGCAAUGGGCUGCAGUGUAUUUGAGAUGGUUACAGGCUAUACACCAUUCAAAGACCCCAAGGAUAAGCUGACCAAGGAUGAUGUGAAGCGUAAGACAUUGGAGGAUGAGGUCGUAUUCAACCAUCCAAAAUUCACAGCUGAGUCAAAAGACAUUUGUAAACUAUUUCUAGCCAAGAAACCUGAGAACCGGUUGGGCAGCAGGACCAAUGACGAUGACCCAAGGAAACAUUCGUUCUUCAAAUCCAUAAACUUUAAUAGACUGGAGGCAGGAAUGGUGGACCCACCAUUUGUUCCAGACCCGUCUGUGGUCUAUGCCAAAGACAUUGCAGAUAUAGCUGACUUCUCUGAGAUCCGAGGGAUUGAAUUCGAUGACAAAGACGCCGUGUACUUCAAAAGGUUUGCCACUGGCGCUGUGCCAAUUAGCUGGCAGGAGGAGAUCAUCGAGACAGGACUGUUUGCUGAGCUGAAUGACCCAAACAGGAAAAGCACUGGGAAAUACAUGAAUAGCAGUGGUGAGAAGAAGUCCGGAGUCUGUUCCAUAAUAUAGCUGGCAACCCACACAUAAACCAGGGGCAGAAUGGGACAUAUUGAAACAUGAGCAGCUUCCUACAACAAGACUAUUUUCAAUGCUGGAAAACAUUGUGCAAGAGACUGCCUACAACAUGUGGCUCCAUGCAACAUAGAUAACACCAAGAAUAUCCAAUCAGCAGUCAUUUUGAAGAUGUAUAUUUUGGAAAACUUUACCAAACCCUUGUGUGUCUCAUUGUGAUGCUUCCUUGUACACAAAAACACCCACACUCAUAUAUUUAUCACAAACAUUUGUUUGUUAUUUUGUUUUUUUAUUAUUAAAGGAAGGAAGCUUAAGAACA
Pseudophryne corroboree (corroboree frog) is the source of this 4233-nucleotide messenger RNA. It is a transcript of the gene GRK7, whose product is annotated as G protein-coupled receptor kinase 7. NCBI's taxonomy places the organism in Eukaryota, Metazoa, Chordata, Amphibia, Anura, Myobatrachidae. The transcript is spliced from 4 exons. Gene Ontology annotation, molecular function: rhodopsin kinase activity; ATP binding. Gene Ontology annotation, cellular component: cytoplasm. Bases 2250 to 3911 code for a protein of 553 amino acids. The record is from RefSeq and is a predicted model, not a curated record. Gene Ontology annotation, biological process: protein phosphorylation; regulation of signal transduction; signal transduction.